Messenger RNA from Varanus komodoensis (Komodo dragon), 1517 nucleotides. RefSeq names its product deoxyribonuclease-1-like 2. The record is from RefSeq and is a predicted model, not a curated record. The transcript is spliced from 9 exons. Gene Ontology annotation, biological process: DNA catabolic process. Gene Ontology annotation, cellular component: nucleus. Gene Ontology annotation, molecular function: DNA nuclease activity. Lineage: Eukaryota; Metazoa; Chordata; Lepidosauria; Squamata; Varanidae. The coding region runs from base 156 to 983 and encodes 275 amino acids.
UCCUGGCGCAGAGGAGCAGGUGCUUGGUGGUGCCGGGGCCAGUGCUGCGCUCCUUCGCUGGCAUUCUGGCCGAGGACCGAGGCUGGGGAAGAGUUUGCUGACUGACGGAGCGCCAGGGCGGGAAGGACUCCGGGCGUGCGCCAAACCACAGGACCAUGAGGCUGCUGCUGGUGCCCUGCCUGGCUUUUUUGCUGCCGGUGGCCAGCCCCCUGCGCAUCUGCGCCUUCAACAUCCAGAGCUUUGGAGACAGCAAGCUGUCGGAUGAGGGGACCUCAGAGGUCAUUGUCAAGAUCCUGUCCCAGUACGACAUCGCCCUGGUGCAGGAGGUGCGCGACUCCGACCUCAGUGCUGUCAGCGAGCUGCUGGAGCGCCUCAACAGUGCCUCCAAGCACAAGUACGCCUUCGAGAUCAGCCAGUCGCUGGGGCGCGAGAACUACAAGGAGAAGUACCUCUUUCUCUACAGGUCGGUGCGCGUCUCCGUGGCCAGCACCUACCAGUUCCCCGACAAGAGCGACGCCUUCAGCAGGCCGCCCUUCAUCGUGAAGUUCUCGGUUCCCGAUGCAAAGGAGGCGGAGCUGGUCCUGAUCCCGCUGCACGCGGUCCCGGGCGAGGCCGUGGCGGAGAUCGACGCGCUCUACGACGUGUACCUGGCGGUCAUCGACAAGUGGGGCACGGACAACAUGAUGUUCCUGGGGGACUUCAACGCGGACUGCAGCUACGUGGGCAAGAAGGACUGGGCCGCCAUCCGCCUGCGCGCCAGCGAGGUCUUCCACUGGCUCAUCCCGGACUCGGCUGACACCACGGUGGGCAAGUCCGACUGCGCCUACGACAGGAUCGUGGUGAGCGGCUCGAAGCUGCGGAAGUGGAUCAAGCCCAACUCUGCCACUGUGUUUGAUUUCCAAAGAGCUUUCAAGCUGAACCAAGAAGAGGCGCUGGUCGUCAGCGAUCACUUCCCGGUGGAGGUGACCCUGAAGUCUCGCUGACGCUGCUCCGCGGCCCCCCACCCGCCACCGCUGCCGCGCAAGAUCCCGCUUGCCCCCCGGGCCGGCAGAGGGGUGGCCACGGCCCCCGGGCCCACGGGCCCCUCUCCUGCCUCUGCCCCUCCCACUCGGCCGGCUCGCAGGUUUUGAAACGAUCGCUUCGAACUGGAAGGCUGCCCUGCGAAGGCCCAUCGUCCACAGCCGCCUUUUCCCCAGAAUGAGAACCACUGUGGAUCUGGCUGUUCCCCAGCCCUCUGCCCUCUAGGAUGGGGGGCAGCAACUGCUCGAUCACUGACUGGGGAUGAUGGGAGUUGUCACCAGCACAGAGGGCACCGAGCUGGGGAAGAGAGUGCUCUGACACGGUUGUAGAUUGCCAGUUCAGAUCCUCCCUCAGUCGUGAGGCAUCCCAGAGGACUUUGGGAAAAUGACUUGCUCAGCCUAAGCUACCUCACAGGGUUGUUGUGAGGAUAAAAUGCUGUGUGGAAGCAUGUGAUCUCCCGCUGCAGAAAAUGGCAUGAGAAAUAAUAUGUAUAAGCG